UCUUCCCCUCAGUGGCUCUGAUCCAGCAUUUCAGUGCCUUUGACAACCCAGAAUUGUCCCAGAAGAGCAGCUCCGGCCUCACCAGUGGCACCUUGGGAAUUAUGGACUGAAAUUCAAGUGCAGAGCUGGGAAAUCUUCCUACAUGAACUGAGCAGGGCGCAGAGAGAGGGAUUUCAUCAGCGACUCCUGGCUAUAAAUUGAUCCCAGGCUGCCAUGGCCACACCAGGACACUGCAGGAGCAUCCAGGGAGCAUCCAGGGAACAUCCAGGGCUGGAGUUUGCCAUGAAGGUCACCCUGGUGCUCCUAGCGCUGGCAGCUCUGUGCCUGGCAUUUUCCACUGCAGAUGCUGCCACAAAGGAUGAGGUGGAUUGCAGCGAGUACAAGAGGCUGGAGAGGGGGAGACCCAUUUACUGCGAGAGGCUCUACCAGCCCUUCUGCGGCUCCGACGGCAAAACCUACAACAACAAAUGUUCCUUCUGCAAGGCUGUGCUGAGGAGCAGAGGAGCCCUGCACAUGAAGCAGGUGGGAGCCUGCUGAGGGAGCUGUGCUGCCAGUGCUGAGAACAGCUCCACAUUCCCUGGAUUUCCUCCAUCCUGCCCGUGCCAAACCCAGCCCAAGGAGAAUUGCCAGCUCUGCUCUCACUGCUGCUUCUCUCUGCUCCAGAGCUGGGCUUGACGCUCCUGCCCUUGCAGCAAAGCUUGACACGAGCAUUUUGUUGGAGAUUUGUCUCCAUGGCUGAAUUUCAAAUCCUCUAACAGUGCCUCAAGUCUCUUCCCCUCUCUGAUUAAAUGUUUUCUUUCCUUUACCCAGAUAUUUUUUCCCAAAGGGUUCAGCUUUCCCUGGCAGUGCUCUGAUUCUCCCAGUUUUGUAGCUGAAUUUUAAAUGUUUAUUUUUCAGCCCUCUCUGUACAAUUCUGGUUCCUGUGUGUUGUUCAGCUACCCAGUGUGCUUGUUUAUUAAAAUAAACCUUGACUCUUUUUAAUUUUUGUUCA
Cyanistes caeruleus (blue tit) is the source of this 991-nucleotide messenger RNA. The record is from RefSeq and is a predicted model, not a curated record. Lineage: Eukaryota; Metazoa; Chordata; Aves; Passeriformes; Paridae.